Messenger RNA from Girardinichthys multiradiatus, 4320 nucleotides. RefSeq names its product sideroflexin 1 (gene sfxn1). The transcript has 11 exons. The record is from RefSeq and is a predicted model, not a curated record. Gene Ontology annotation, biological process: serine import into mitochondrion; monoatomic ion transport. The coding region runs from base 236 to 1204 and encodes 322 amino acids. Lineage: Eukaryota; Metazoa; Chordata; Actinopteri; Cyprinodontiformes; Goodeidae. Gene Ontology annotation, cellular component: mitochondrial inner membrane. Gene Ontology annotation, molecular function: monoatomic ion transmembrane transporter activity.
UCUAAAUUCAUAGGACCUGGUUUGCUGAUAUAAAUUGUGAAUAUUGUUCUUGAGACUUACUGCAGACUGCUUUUGAGUUACAGUUUGAGGUACACUCAAAUGCUACAGCCAUGGCUGGACUUUGCUACUUUGUGCCUGACAACCCUUGUGCUAUGUCUGGCCAGUGCCAAAGCAACAUUAUGCUAAAUUAGAUGCACGGCUGAAUAGAAAGAAGCAUUGUGUUUUUCUGAUAAAUAUGGCAGCAGAACUAUCAACCUCCAUAAACAUCAAGGAGCCCAGGUGGGACCAGAGCACAUUUGUGGGUCGAGCCAAACAUUUCUUCACUGUCACAGACCCAAGGAACAUUCUCCUGACCAAUGAUCAACUCUCACAUGCACACAAAAUCAUCACUGACUACAGAAAAGGCGUCGUCUCUCCAGGUCUGACCGAAGAUGAACUGUGGAGGGCCAAAUAUGUUUUCGACUCGGCCUUUCAUCCCGACACUGGAGAGAAAAUGAUUCUGAUUGGCCGCAUGUCGGCGCAGGUUCCUAUGAACAUGACUAUUACCGGGUGUAUGAUGACCUUUUAUAAGACAACUCCUGCUGUGCUGUUCUGGCAGUGGAUCAAUCAAUCCUUCAAUGCAAUAGUGAACUACACCAACAGGAGCGGUGAUGCUCCAAUCACAGUUAGUCAGCUUGGCACAGCUUAUGUCUCUGCCACCACAGGGGCUGUCGCCACCGCUCUAGGACUAAAUGCACUAACAAAGCACGUCUCACCUCUGAUUGGACGUUUCGUUCCAUUUGCUGCCGUUGCGGCAGCUAACUGUAUCAACAUCCCGCUCAUGAGGCAAAGAGAGCUUCAGCAUGGCAUUCCCAUAACAGAUGAAAAUGACAACAGGAUAGGAGAGUCAACAAAAGCUGCUCAGCAGGCCAUCUCUCAGGUCGUGGUCUCCAGGAUCCUUAUGGCAUCUCCAGGAAUGGCUAUCCCUCCAUUUUUAAUGAAUCACCUGGAAAAGAAGGCUUUUCUGAAGAGGUUCCCAUGGAUGAGUGCACCCAUUCAAGUCAGCCUGGUGGGAUUCUGUCUGGUGUUUGCUACUCCUCUGUGCUGCGCAUUGUUCCCUCAGAAGAGCUCCAUGUCAGUCAGCCGCUUGGAGCCAGAGCUGCAGGAGAAAAUUCGGGCCAGCCAUCCGGGAGUGGAGCGGGUCUACUUCAACAAAGGGCUAUGAGCGCUGCCCCUCACCUAAAUACUGCCAUAGGUCAGCUGCAGACUCGGAACCUCAACGCUCUAAUUUCUGCUCCUCAUUCAGUGUGCCAAAGUUAGUUUUUCAUGUAAUAUUUCCAACAUUCACGUCCAAAUCUGGAGACUCCCUCUCAUCGUCAGUCAUAGUCAAGGAAAAAAAAUCAGGGCCAGAUGUUUGCUUUUUUCAACGUGAUUGUUGAUUUUUAGCAAAAAGAUUCUUGCACAGGGCCAGAUGAAAUGAUUUAAUGUUUCUCAUGACGGCUGUGUUGUGGCCCGUGUAAACUUGUUUGAAGUGAAAAAAAAUUUUCUGUGCAGUCUUUGGUUUCAGUUUGGUGACUUGUUGAUCAUUUGUUCCCAUGAAUUACUGUAUUUCAGGUUGGCAGACAGUUAUUAACCCACCGGCAUUAUAACUGAUUCAAAACCUUUUGCCAAAUCGGUACUGAUGCUUUUUAAAGACACAUCAGCAAUUACAAGAUCUUCACCUGAGUUCAUUUUGCCAAAGUGAUUUCAUUAAAACAAGCCUCUCGACAUCUAAUCGUCUAUCUUAAAAUGAUUCUCAUGGGAUCUGCCCUGUAGAAAUGUGAUGUAGCGAUGGUUGUUGCCAAUAAUGGGCCAACAUGGUGCUAUUGAUGUCUUAAUAAUUCGUGUUUAUCAUAUUAUAUUUAUUCUGCUUGCCAGGCAAGCACGAACAAAGCACUGCUCAUGUGGGAAUAAUGGAUUUAAUAUUUCAGCAAAGCACAUCUCUCUUUAUUCUGCUUAGCCAAAUUUUAAAGCUUAUUGAGAAUUGCUCGAUUUCUGUAAACAUUUUGCAAAUUCGGGGAAGUUUAAUCUUGUUUUUUUUAAGGUGUGAAAGCACAUUUAUGUAUUCAGCAGCAGAUGGUUAUACAGGUAUGCAUCAGAGAAGGCUCUAUGACAGCAUGAAAUAUGAGCUUUCCCUUCAUGAUUUUGUGGAAACAUCAGUAACAAAUUUUACAAGAAAAACGUUUCUUCUUGUUAGCAUCACAAACGUCAGGGUAUUUCAUUCUAAGUAGCACGUAAUUGAGAAAUGGGAGAAAAUCUGAAUAGUGUGGUGUUCAUUUGGAUUCAACCCCCUUUUGUCUAUCAUGUUUGGCAACCAACAGCUUUGCCCAUUCUUCUUCUCACAAUAGUUGAGGUUUAGCCAGAUUGGGUGGAGAGCAUCGCUGACCAUCGAUUUUCGAGUCUUGCCACCAAUUCUCAAUUUCAUUUAGAUCUGAACUUUGACUAGACCAUUCUAAUACAUGAAUAGGCUUUGAUCCAAACCACUUCAUUGUAGCUCUGACUGAAUGUGUAGAGUUGUUGUUCUGCUGGAAGGUGAACCUCUGCCCCAGUCUCAAGUCUUUUGCAGCACCUAACAGGCAUUCUUCUACAAUUGCAUCUUCUCAUCAACUUGGACCAGCUCCCCUGUCAGUGCUAUAGAAAGGGUUUCCCACGGCAUAAUGCUGCCACCACUAUGCUUCAGCAUAGAGAAAAGUGAUGUCCCGUGUUAGUUUUGUGCCACACAUAAUGUUAUGCAAGAAGCAAAACAGGGCUUCUUAUGGCUUUCUUCUUGCCUGUUUUUCAUAAAAGCCAGAUUUAGGUGUGGAGCCACAAGUAAUAGUUUCCUUGUCAACAGCCGUGGAUCUCUGCAGCUCCUCCAGAACUACCACUGUCCUUUUGACUGCUUCUAUGAUAAUUCUGUUAGUUUAGGUGGACAACUAUAUCUUGAACUGUGCCAGACAACUUUCAUUUUAAGAUGAUGAAAUAAACUUCUAAAGAUUUUCUUCAAGGUUUUUACAGUAAAGAGGGUUGAAUACAAAUGCAUGUUGCUCUUUGGAGACUUUUAUUCCGAACAUUUGUUCCAAACCACUUCUCAAUUAUGGUCUACUUAGUGUUGGUCUAUCCGACAAUCUCAUUCUCAGUCAAAUACAUUGAAGCCUGUGGUUGUAAUGUGACUUCUGGAAGGUACUGCAUUUAGGAGUUCAUUCCUGCUGUUCUGAGGUUUUAAAUGUGAUUGAUAGAUAAUAUAUGGAACAAAAUGAAAUAAGGAAGAAUGCCUAGCAGGAUGAUCUGUGUCAGUAUGAAAUCUCAGCUUUCCCUUCAUGAGUUUGAGGGUGUUUUAACAUGUCAGUGACAUGUUUUGCCCUACUGAGUCUGAAGAAUGUGAAAACUCCCAGCAAAAAUCUGCAGUCUCUUGCUCAAUGUUUUGUCUUUUGUCUCCAGUAAAAGAUAAAAAAAAACACUAACCCCACAGUUACUUGAGCUCACAGUAUAUCUGAGUUCAAACUUGGUUCAGCAGAUUGAGCAGUUUCACACUGAUGUUGCAUCAUGUCUUUCUCCUGCAUUCAGAUAACAGCUGGGUUUGGGGGCUGUUGGGGGUCUAACCUCUUCCCAGCAAGCUAUGCUUAUACAAGACUCAUCAUUAAACAUGUUUAAAAUCAGGGAUGACAGACAAUAAAAGAUUAACGUGAAGUUAGAAAACUCACAUGCAAUAUUAAUGCAAACGAAUCCAAUUUUUGGAACUUUAAAACUAACCUUUAGCUAUAUUUCUGUGCAGUGAGAUUGUGCCCCAUUUAUUACCGGUGUUUACAUUCCUAAAUGUCAAUUAAUCCACUCCUUUUGCAGCCCUUCCUCUUCAUGGUGUUUUAAUGUUUUCUAUAACCUCACGUAAAUUGUGAAGUGAGUACAUUUACUUUAGAUUGUGGGUGUUUUAAGGAAUUGCAGCAGUUCCUGGCUGAUUUGAAGCAAAGGUUGUUCUUGUUUUCAAGGUAACUGAAUGUAGCGCCAGGUGUUAAAAGAUGCGUUGUUCUCGAAAAGCACAAACAGAUGACAAAAUGCUGUGUAUUUUAAAAACUUUUUCAUCUUUGAUCCAAACAAUUUCUCUGUUUUAAUGGUUUAAUUUUAAACUGCAUCUCAUCAGAUUACGGCUUUUAAAUGUUAGGACUUUAACCCUCACAUUUUAGCCAAUACUAAGCAUCACCAUCAAAGUGAUUCAAAUGGACAUGAGGGGAAAAUUCGUUAACUGUUGAAUUAUUGUGACAAAAACCGUGAUUGUUCUGCAGUAACAUGGGUUGAUAUGACGUUAAAUAAAGCCAGCGAAAUGUG